AUGAUUAGACUGCUUCAACGAGGAAUCACCACCAGUACCUUGAGAGCUACCAGAAGGGUGCACACAUCGCCACCAGCCUUGCUCCCACGCAACCGAACUCGAGUCACCAAGGAAAUAUCCGAAGAGGAGGUGCUACAGUUCCGGAGACAGCAGCAGCAGCAGAGGUACCAGCAGCAAGACUUCCCGUACCAGACACAUCCGUCGUCCAACUACUCGCAAUUCCAGGGGUCGCCUGCUUCAGACCACACUGUGUUCAGCAUGCCUCCCAACAGGAACGGGUUGAUCACGCCAGAAGACGGCAUCUAUGAGCUCCUCAAAGAACCCACCUUGGUCAUCGAGAGGCAGAUCGAGUUCAUGAACGUGUUUCUUGGGUUUGAACAGGCUAACAGAUACAAGAUCAUGAACUCGCUUGGAGAGCAGAUAGGGUAUAUGGAGGAAAAGGACUUGGGACUCUUCAAGAUGUUGGGAAGACAGUUCUUCAGAUUGCACCGUCCGUUCGACAUCGACGUGUUCAACAACUACGGCGACUUGUUGCUCACCAUCAAGAGACCGUUCUCCUUCAUCAACUCACACAUCAAGUGCUACUUGCCAGGGUACGACGAGCAGAACCAGAUCAUCCACGAGCAAUUGGGUGAGUCCAUCCAGAGCUGGCAUUUGUGGAGAAGAAGAUAUAACUUGUUUAAGCUCGAGGAUGAGGAAACAGGCGACUACGAGCAGUACGGUAAGAUAGAUGCCCCAUUCUUGUCAUUCGACUUCCCCGUGAAAAACCAGGAUGGCGCCGUUAUCGGAUCGGUCGAUAGGAACUGGGUGGGUUUGGGAAGAGAAAUGUUCACCGACACUGGUGUCUACAUCAUUAGAAUGGAUCCAGCAUCUUUCGAGGGCAUGGGAGACUUGUAUCCCUCGGUAGCUGGCCCAUUGACUCUCGACCAGCGAGCCAUCUUGUUGGGAAAUGCCGUCAGUAUUGAUUUCGACUAUUUCUCCAGACACAGCAGGGGCCACGGUGGGGGAUUAUUUAGCUUUGGUAGCUAUGAGUAG
Molecule: messenger RNA, 1035 nt
Organism: Suhomyces tanzawaensis NRRL Y-17324
Lineage: Eukaryota; Fungi; Ascomycota; Pichiomycetes; Serinales; Debaryomycetaceae
Exons: 1
Coding region: 1-1035 (344 amino acids)
Biological process (GO): plasma membrane phospholipid scrambling
Cellular component (GO): plasma membrane
Molecular function (GO): phospholipid scramblase activity
Source: RefSeq, a predicted model, not a curated record